Messenger RNA from Oreochromis aureus, 2318 nucleotides. Its product is annotated as leucine-rich repeat-containing protein 74A-like. The record is from RefSeq and is a predicted model, not a curated record. The coding region runs from base 344 to 1747 and encodes 467 amino acids. Gene Ontology annotation, molecular function: calcium ion binding; protein binding. The transcript is spliced from 14 exons. NCBI's taxonomy places the organism in Eukaryota, Metazoa, Chordata, Actinopteri, Cichliformes, Cichlidae.
UCCCAUCUCGAUAGGGAUUACGGUGAACAGCGCCAUCUAGUGCUUAUCUUUAUAAACGAAUCAAAGUCUUCACUAUUACCAUACUUUAAACCAUUAUUAAUUGAUAUAGGGUACUUUUUCUUUCUUUCUUUCUUUCUUUCUUUCUUUCUUUCUUUCUUUCUUUCUUUCUUUCUUUUUUUAAAGAUGGAAAUGGCCGUUUCCAGUGUGCUUCAUUUGUUUUUAUCGAUAAUUUUCCGGCCGCCCCCGGAUCUUUCAUAACUUUCCUUCUCCUGAUCAGCCGUUGGAUCAUCUUAACACUAGAAAACGACAAUUUUUUCCCAGGUUGUCAGGAUCUCGUGCCGGGAUGAAUAACAUUCAUGAAGACAGUGUGGAUUUUCAGUCCAAUUCACAAGAGGAAAAGCAGCAGCCCUCUGUUCAGUCAGUCCUGUCCAGAGGAUCCCAGGAGGAAAUCAAGUUCACUAAGGGCCAAGCAGGGCAAAGUGAUGAUGAAUGCAGCACUGACCUGGAAGACGAUAUUUUCACCUCCAGCAGGAGAUUGAAUUUGUCCCCAGCAGAGGUGUACCUAAAGGCCUGCAAGCAGACAGGAGCCGUUCCUGUUUCCUACAUCCUCCGCCACUUGGAUGAUGCUAUUCUAGACCUGAAUUACUAUGGGCUGGGACCUCUGGGGGCCAAAGCUCUGGCUAUCCUUCUGAAAAGUCACAGUGUAGUCACCCACCUCGAGUUGAAAGGGAACUCACUUCAGGCUGAAGGGACACAGUAUCUGAUGGCGAUGCUUUGUGAAAACAUCAGCAUUCAGAGUCUAAAUCUUUCCGACAACAAGCUGGGCCUUAAAGGAGCGGAGGUUAUCUCCAAAAUGCUGUCAGACAAUCAUAAGCUCAAAUCCAUCAACCUCUCAGAAAAUGACUUUAGUGACGCUGCAGCUAAAUGCUUGGCAGAAGCAUUAAAGAAUGAUUUUGCGGUCAAAGAGCUUGACCUUAGUUACAACCGCAUCUGUGAUGCAGGAGGAGAAGACCUGGGUGUCAUGUUAGCAGAGAACAUCGGUAUUGAAGUCCUAAAUCUGAGCUGGAAUCACCUUCUUAUACGUGGCAACGCGGCUCUGAUUGCUGGUCUAAAGGUAAACGCGACACUGAAGCAGCUCCAGCUGUCGAACAGUGGAUUUGGCCGUCCUGUGGUACAGCUGCUGGCUGAAGUGCUGCAAAAAAAUGACACACUUGCGCUGCUGGACCUCAGCAUUAACUGUGUGGAUGAUGAAGCUGUAAGGCUGCUCUGCCAGGGCCUGGCCACCAACGAAACCCUCGAGGUUCUCAAACUCUCUCGCAACCCCAUAACGAAAAUCGGAGCCGUCACGCUGCUCAGAACGGUUAAAAACAACAUGAAAUCAGCACUGGAGGAGAUCGAUAUUUCUAGUGUGCUUGUGUGUGAGACCUUUGUGGAGCUGCUGGAAGAAACCCGUGUGACCCGCCCUGCUCUGCGGUUCCAGUAUUAUAUUCUGCCCUCCAUCGCCAAGAACUUAUUGGCACUCGGGAUCUUUAAGAAGUUCUUUGAAGAGCAAAAUAAGAGCAUCAUAGAUUUCUUCCAGGCUCUGGACAAAGAGGGAACCAUGAAAGUCUCCACCUCUGCCUUCAGGAAGGCUGUAAAGGAAGCUAACAUACCUCUGGAUCAACGGCAGCUUGGCUGGUUGGUCAGGAAGUUUGACAAGAACUGCACGGCAACCAUAGUGUACAGUGUUGUUCAGACAUUUGUGUAGGUGCUGGCAGAGAAACAAAGACGUACAUUAGGACCCAUUGUGCCCUGUGAUUAUUAAAGUAAACAGAAAUACUGAAGAGGUAUCAUACACAGCUGCAAACACUUGAGCCUGUGAUUGUGAAGUGGGAGAAAGGGCCAAGCAACCCUCAAGACUUUGUCAGAGAUGAUCCCAUUAUUUGGAGCUUCUCAAGAGCUGAGCGGCAGGCUGGCUAAUGAGGCUUUGAAGAUCCAUCGCUGGCACACAACUCACAUACGGCAGAGAAUUCGGGGAGCGAAACAGAAUCUGGCACGAGAUAAAAUGUUUUUGCCAAGAUCGGCCGCAAAGACGUCCAUUGCCUCGGCGCUCAGCUUUUAUUUUGCCGGCAUUGCUUUUCCAAGACCUUUUAAAAAGAGACAAAGACUUCCCAGGAGAUGAAUGUGAAUGUGUAAUGUAAAAAGACAGGUUUUUUUUGAAAGAUCAGGAGUAAAGUUAGGAUAAUACUUAUGAAAAUAAAAUAUCUGCCAAGAGAACAGGAAGAAGAGAUUUUUAAAACGAGUAAAAAUAUCUAACACAAUAUCUAAUAUACAACAUU